AUGGUCAGCUACCAAUUGCUAAACAACGAUUUUUCUACGAAUACAGAGAAGUUUAAAGAAUUCUACAGGUACCGGAAGAGUGUGUUCUAUUACUCUGCUAUCAUCAUCGUUCUUAUUUUCCUAUCAAUUAAUUUUUUGAGUUAUAAUCCAGAGGAUGAAGAAUUAUCAAGUUCCAGCGAACAUAAUUAUGGAGAGCACCCAAGAAAUAUUAUAGCAGAACAGGAGUCUGGACAGAAGUUACCAUUUACUACAACGCCUUCGCCCCCACUCAUUCCCUACAAAUACGACGAACUUCCUCCAUGUGAUCUUACCACAGACUCACCGAAACCCCUUCAUAACGCCGAAUCAAUUGUCAACGAGUUCUUCAAAUGUGCUUCAAUGAUUCUAUUGAGAUUCUCUAUGAAUCCACAAGGAAUGCUCUUCAACUGGCCAUACACCAUUUAUGUUUGUGACGAGGAAGAUUUGACUUCUGGAAUCCCGCUGAGAUCAUUUGACAACGGGCAAAAGCAGUAUUGGGCAGUGCUUCCUAAUUGUCAAGAAAAAACUACACUGGUCACCCUUGGCGCCAACGAAAAUACAAAAUCCGAAGAAGAGUUGAAAGACCUACUGAAAGACUUCGGAACAAUCGGAACUGACCCAUUCCAUGAAAGAAUCAAUGCUUAUGAGAAGUUCAACCAAGUGGCUCUCUCGACCGAUAACAACAAACUUUUGAUGACUGAUUCCAAUGAUAAGUAUGCUGAUAAAAACUACGUGGCGACAAUAAAUCAACACACCUUUUUCAAUGAGACUGUGGGAGUCAAGAAAAUCGAUAUGCUCUGGAUUAACCCCAAUGCUGGUAAUUUCGAGUACGAAAAAUACUUGAAUAAAGACGGAGAGUUUGAGAAAAUGGGAGUCAAAGUGUGCCAAGUAAACAUCGAAAUCACGAAAAAUGAUGCUGAGAAAUGGUCAAAACUGAUAACUCCAUUGGUUCAAGAAAAACGAUUUAUAUUUAUGAGACCGAUGGCGACGGAAGGAGGAGAGCUGACGAGAACUUAUCUUCUGAAUGUGGCGGACCCAGAAUGUGUCAGGAAAUAUUUGCAGUAG
This is a messenger RNA of Caenorhabditis remanei, 1083 nucleotides long. RefSeq lists its product as uncharacterized. Lineage: Eukaryota; Metazoa; Nematoda; Chromadorea; Rhabditida; Rhabditidae. The transcript has 5 exons. Bases 1 to 1083 code for a protein of 360 amino acids. The record is from RefSeq and is a predicted model, not a curated record.